This is a messenger RNA of Dunckerocampus dactyliophorus (ringed pipefish), 3731 nucleotides long. RefSeq names its product beta-1,4-mannosyl-glycoprotein 4-beta-N-acetylglucosaminyltransferase b (gene mgat3b). Gene Ontology annotation, biological process: protein N-linked glycosylation; N-acetylglucosamine metabolic process. The record is from RefSeq and is a predicted model, not a curated record. Gene Ontology annotation, molecular function: beta-1,4-mannosylglycoprotein 4-beta-N-acetylglucosaminyltransferase activity. NCBI's taxonomy places the organism in Eukaryota, Metazoa, Chordata, Actinopteri, Syngnathiformes, Syngnathidae. Bases 681 to 2546 code for a protein of 621 amino acids. Gene Ontology annotation, cellular component: membrane. The transcript is spliced from 5 exons.
CCCACUCCCCACUAUAGCUCCCUCCCCAGUCCUUCCAACCUGCCCGAUCGAGGAGGGGGGGAGAUGAUGAAACGGGAGUGAAGAAGAGGAAGGAAGAGCGAGCGGGGGGGGGGCGGGUUGAUAUCUUGUUUUUCCCCUGGAGCGGAAAGGGCGUCACGCCGGCCGCAGGACGGAAGGAAGGGAAGAAAGCCAGAAGAAGACAAGACGAAGACGGCGAGGAGGCGCCUGGAAAACACGACACAGGAUCAGUGAAUUGGACGGCGGACGGCGGCGAUCAACACCCCCGCGUAGCCACCCCCCACGUCCCGCCUCAUCCCUCCAACAUCCUCUCUCUCUCUCUCUGCGACGAUGAUCUGCGCCUCUCGUCUCCUCUGAACGUUAUUCCAACAAACAUCGCCGCCAUCGAUUCUGGACCGUCAUAAUAAUUCGGGUUUUUCUUUCGAAUGACCGUGGAGUCAAAACGAGAGAGAAAGCCCACGAUUACCAUCAUCAUCAUCACCACCACCGCUAGCACGGUCUCUAGCCGCCAGCCAGGUCCUCCCUCCCGGCUUAGCGCCUCCGGCAUCACCGAUGCGACGACACAGCGGCUCCUGCGUCAACACAAGCGGACUAGACUCGGACCAGCAGGGCUCUCAUCCACCAUGAAGCACUGAAAGACAUCUGACACAAGCACAGAUGGGAUGAAAAUGCGGCGGCACAGGGUGUUCUUGCUGUGCACGGUGGGCCUGUGCGUCAUCUCCUUCCUGCACUACUACAAGGCCCUCCAUUACGUCUCCCUGCUGCGCGAACUCUCCGCCCCUUACCCCAACAUCAAGUCCUUCAUCAUGGUCACCGGCUUCUUCUGGAGGGAGAAGGGAAUCGCUGCCACCCCGCUUAGCCCCACCUCCCCGGAGGAGGCCCCACCUCUGCCGGCUCUUCACCCAUCGGACACCAAAGCCAGAGGCGGCGCGGUGGGGGAUGCGGUGGGUGUGGGAGGCGGGAUGGGGCCGGGGUUGAUGUCGGGCGGAAUUGUCAGAAGAGCGGGACUGGAGAUGAGGCUGAGGGAGGAGCUAGCGCCCCCUCACCCUUGGGAAAAACCAGAGGAGAGCCUGCGAGGAGACGUUCCAAGUCAGCAAGCUGAAAACCACCUCCAACCACGGGAGCCCACCCACCUUACCCGACCUGCAGGCGGUGACCUCCUGCAAGUCCCCUCGUCAGAAGUGGAGCAACCGGCACCGUUCCUCAAGAAUCAACUGUUAGACUCCUCAGAAUCCAUGGGAGACCUCCACACUCGCACUCACCAGCUGCAAGAUGACAAAACUCCGUACUUUGCACGAACCAAAGCCGGAGCGCUCUGCUUCAGGCAGGGCACGGAGGUGGCGAGCCAAAAGGACAACUCUGGGAGAGCGGUGGGCGGUGUGGCCGGGGAAGGGGGACACGCAGGGGUAUCCGGGCAUCGUAAACCUCUGGAGGUUCAGCAACAACCAUCCGUCCUUCCGAAAUCCAAGACGAGGGCGAGAGGCGGCAGGCGUCUGGUGAGGUGCGUGUGCCGGCCAGGAUGGCACGGGCCCUACUGCGGCGUUCCCACGAUGGUGUACCACUCCAACCUGCCCACCAAGGAGCGCCUGACCCCCAGAGAGACUCCACGGCGCAUCAUUAACGCUAUUAACGUUAAUCACGAGUUCGACUUGCUGCACGUGCGCUUUCAUGAGCUCGCCCAAGCUGUCGACCUGUUCCUUGUUUGCGAAUCCAACUUUACGGCCUACGGAGAGAAACGACCUCUGAGUUUCCUUCGGCUUCUCCUCAACGGUACAUACGACUACAUCCGCCACAAGCUCUUGUACGUGUACCUCGACCACUUCCCGGAGGGCGGGCGGCAGGACGGCUGGAUUGCCGAUGACUACCUGCGCACCUUCCUGACGCGCAAUGGCAUUUCCCGGGUGGUCGGAGUCCGGCCGGACGAUGUCUUUGUCAUCAACGAUGCCGACGAGAUCCCGGCUCACGAAGGCCUCCUCUUCCUAAAGCUAUUUGACGGCUGGACGGAGCCCGUCGCCUUCCACAUGCGCAAGUCGCUGUACGGAUUCUUCUGGAAACAGCUGGGCUCUCUGGAGGUGAUAUCGGGCUGCACGGUCGGGAUGCUUCGCCACGUCUACGACUGCAACGGCAUCAUGCUGCGGCGGCGCGAGUACUACACCAUGCCGGGCUUCCGCAAGUACGAGAACGACAUGGGCCACAUCCUGGUGCAGUGGUCGGUGGGCAGCCCCUUUCACUUUGCCGGCUGGCACUGCUCGUGGUGCUUCACGCCCGAGGGCAUCCACUUCAAGCUGACGUCGGCGCAGAACGGGGACUUCCCGCGCUGGGGCGACUACGAGGACAAGCGCGACCUCAAUUACAUCCGAGACCUGAUCCGCACGGGGGGCUGGUUCGACGGCUCCCUGCAGGAGUACCCUCCUGUGGACCCCAAAGAACACAUGUACGCCCCCAGGUACAUGCUGGAGCACUAUGACAGGUACCGCUACCUCCUGGAGAACCCGUACAGCCGAGCGCCCCCGCACAGUGACGGGUAGCGGAGCGGCCAUCUUUGGAUAAACACCAAACCGGCGCUUGGUUCGGACUCGCUAAAAAACUCCCGACAGGACGCCGGCACUGGAGUCCCAGAGGGAACGUCAUGGAUGUACAGACCACUGGAGUAACCAAAUCAUUUCCUCAUUCCGAACGUUUGUAAGGGGCGUGGCUACGGUCUGUUUGUCCCGCCCAUGUGGCGCAUCCCAGCGAUGGCAGCCGCUCAUGUGAAUACUCCGCCCUGUUUGGACACUUCCUGUCCUAUACACACACACACACACACUCAUCCCACAUGCACCUGCGUGUGUGUGUGUGUGUUAAAGGGAGGUUGUGUGUUCAUUAGUGAAGAAAGAACGCAGGAAAAAAGAAAAUUGACGAUUUAAAUGGAAGGUUGUUUUCGUGCUCCCGUUCCUACAUGAGAAUUGCAGGUGCGUGCGUAUGUGUGUGCGUAUGUGCGUAUGUGCGUGCGUAAGUGCGUGUGCGCGUGCGAGUGACGAACUAUGUGUCUUAUGAUGACCCAUCAGUGUUGUGUGCAGCAGUCAGGAUGACUUUGUCUCCUUGGAAACAAAAGUGUGGAUGAGAAGACGGGUGGGCGGGUUCUUGAAGUGUGUGUGUGUGUGUGUGUGUGUGUGUGUGUGUGUGUAGGUUGUGUAGUGUUCAUGCGAGGUCAUCCCUGAUUGUGUUGUCAUCUUUCCUCACAGCAACAUGACUCACUUUUCUUCUCUUUUGAGAAAGUACAACUUGAUUUUCUUGACACACACACACACACACGCACACACACACACACACACACACUGGAAGACAACACACACAGGGACAAAGUCGUGCACACAAACUCAUGCACUCACUCAAGUAUACACACUUAACAAAUGCACUCGCACAAACAGCAGUGGGCACAAUGGACAUACAACACACAAAUAAACACACUUACAUGCGGAUGGAUGCACAAAAGCACACUUUGGGACGCUUGCACACAAACACACUGAUGGGCACGUGGACACACUACACAGAGGGACACACACAUCGAUCGACAUGCGUACGCACUACAACGCACGCUUACACUGACUCCAGUGGAUGCACAAACGCACACUUUGGGUCAUCCGGUGACUCACACACACAAAAAAAUACACACAUUAGACUGACUCGCCAGCAACACACGUGCACGUGGAAAGGCGACACAAACACACACA